Messenger RNA from Sphaerulina musiva SO2202, 1077 nucleotides. RefSeq names its product DNA-directed RNA polymerase III 25 kd polypeptide. The record is from RefSeq and is a predicted model, not a curated record. The coding region runs from base 1 to 675 and encodes 224 amino acids. NCBI's taxonomy places the organism in Eukaryota, Fungi, Ascomycota, Dothideomycetes, Mycosphaerellales, Mycosphaerellaceae. Gene Ontology annotation, biological process: transcription initiation at RNA polymerase III promoter; DNA-templated transcription. The transcript is spliced from 2 exons. Gene Ontology annotation, cellular component: RNA polymerase III complex.
AUGUAUACUCUGAUCACACUUGCGGAUGUGGUCCAGAUACAUCCGAACGACUUUCACAAGCCUAGCAUCCGCUCGAUUGAGGAUUUCAUCAACACCAAAUAUGCAGACAAAGUCAUUCACAGAGUUGGUUUGUGCAUCGGCUUUCAUUCUCUCAUCUCUGCCUCGGAAGGACUCAUUGGCCACGGAACUGGAAUUGUCAACGUGAACGUUGAUUUCCGACUCGUUGUGUUCCGCCCCUUCAAAGGCGAGAUUAUGCGAGCCACAAUCACGCAGUCCAGCCAGCAGGGCAUCUACCUGUCAGUGGACUUCUUUGAGGACCUACUUGUCCCACCAGAGACGUUGUUCGAAGGCUCUACGUGGGAAAAGGACGACAGUGGCACCAUGACUUUUGUUUGGCGCACUGAGGCUGGCGGAGGGGCGCAUAACGAGUUCUUUUUCGACAAUGCAGAAAGUUGUAUGGUCCGAAUUGAGGAGGAGCAGUGGCACGAUGUCUCUCCAGAUGCUCUCAGAAGCCAGAGCUAUGUGACGCAGGAAGAAGAAGAGAAUGCAAGUCGCAUGCCUCCUUACCUGGUCAGAGGCAGCAUGAUGCACACUGGACUUGGCCCAACGCUAUGGUGGAUUGGGGAGCCUGGCCUCGAGGAUGAAGCUACAGACGGAGUGAUGAAUGGCACCUGAGCCGUCCAAGUAUAGGUUCCGUCCCGACCGCGGACUAUGUGCAAUUCUCAUUAGCUAAUAGCCCGAUCACCCAAAGAUUUGGACGGGGUCGCCGCUUGGUCGUCAGAUAUGGCGGCUUCAAAUGCGCUAUACACAAAUGUGGCCCACAAGCCAACGAAUAUGAAUCAAGAAGACCCAUCCGUUUGAGAACGAGCUUCGCGGGCGUGUGUUGUAACGGAGCUAAGUCAUUGGACGCCUAGGGCUAAUCACCCUCUAUUGAGACGCUGAGGAGGACGCGGUCCUGUCAACGUGCAGGAAGCGUCGCAGGCCGGAUGGCUCCCCAUUGUGUACGUGUAAUCGCAAAUGCUUGGUUCUGUGAUUCCUCACGGGAGCACACUCCGAUACAAUUUAGCUAGAAAAUAC